UUGACAGCAAUUGACUUGAUUCCCUUAUUGACGCCCCGUUCUUUGCGGAACGCAGACAAGCGGUACCUCCUCUCCGCUGCUGUCGGACUGUCGUCGGACGCGGCAGCCAUUGCUCUUCAUGACAACAGAGGCCCUGCUGCUGCUGUCGAACUGCUUGAGACCGGUCGUGGUGUCAUCGCGGGAGCUCUCUUCGAGCAAUCCGACCUUGCUACUCUUGAACGCGAGCAUCCCGACCUGGCGCGUUCCUUUAUCGACCUGCGAGAUCAGCUA
Messenger RNA from Ilyonectria robusta, 270 nucleotides. RefSeq lists its product as uncharacterized. Lineage: Eukaryota; Fungi; Ascomycota; Sordariomycetes; Hypocreales; Nectriaceae. The record is from RefSeq and is a predicted model, not a curated record. The annotation marks the transcript as partial. The transcript has a single exon.